AUGCACCCAAUUUACGUCGACGGAUUUCUAUUCAUCGCAAUCACUAUGGUUUUUGUGAUCGCCAAUGAUGAUCAAGGAUGGGAAACACUUCAAGUCGUACCGCAUGUAUCCGGACUUCGUGUGGAAAAUCCAAUUGGCGAAAAAGGAUUCAUAGGAUACACAGAAGCAUGGGAACUUGUAGUGGAACCAAAUAUUCCAGUAACAGUUGUGAUUUUUGGAUAUUGGCUUGAUAAGGUCGAAUAUAUCACAUUCACGGAUUCAAUUUGUUUAACAUCCGAGUUCAACAUUUCAAGACAUAGUUUCACGCUUCAAACUGAAACAAGGAUUGAACUGAAGAUGUCCUUUCCAAAUGGUGAGGACUCUUGGAGGAUGUGUGUAAAACAACAAGGACGACUUGGCGAACUUUUAUUAAUUGAUGACGAUCGAACAUGGAUAAACACGGAAGAAACACUUAAAGAGCAUUAUAUGCCAAUUUACCUCCAGAUAGGUGUGCUUUGCGUCCUAUUCGUUAUGUCUGCUUUAUUCUCUGGUCUCAAUCUUGGACUUAUGUCAUUAUCCAUCCAUGAGCUCAACUUAAUAAUAAAAAGUGGAUCAAAACAGGAAGCAAAGUAUGCGAAGACAAUUCUACCAAUACGAAAAAGAGGGAAUUAUCUGCUUUGCACAAUUUUAAUAAUGAAUGUGGUUGUGAAUGCCGCUAUAUCGAUAUUAUUUGAGGACCUUACCACUGGAACUAUAGCAUUUGUAACUUCAUCUCUAGGAAUUGUUGUAUUUGGAGAGAUAACACCUCAAAGCGUUUGUGUCAAGCAUGGGCUUGCAGUCGGCGCUCGGACCAUCUUUCUCACACGACUUUUCAUGUUUGUUACAUUCCCUUUAUCUUACCCAAUAAGUAAGGUGUUAGAUUUAAUAAUCGGUGAGGAGGUCGAUCAAUUCGAUCGUCGUCGACUCGUAGAAAUUCUAAAGAUGUCCACAGAAAAAGAAGAAAACAGGGAAUUGGCUGCAGAUGUAAAAAUAGCAGUCGGAGCAAUGGAAUUUCCAAAUAAAGUUGCAAGAGAUGUUAUGACGAAAAUUGACGACGUUUUCAUGCUUUCGGAAAACGAAAUACUUGAUGCUACAACACUUGCUGAAAUUGUCCAUAGAGGAUAUACACGAAUACCAGUUUAUGUGGACGGUGACAGAAAUAAGGUUAGGUCACUACUUCUUGUCAAGGAUCUUGCUCUUAUCGAUAAAAAGAACAAUAUUGCUGUGAAAGCGGUUGCGGAAUUCAAUGAAAGACAAUUACGGAUAAUCGACGAGGAUAUGCCACUACCGAAACUUCUUAACGAAUUCAAACAAGGAAAUUACCAUCUUGCAAUGGUUCGACAGACUAAACGAAGGAGUAGUUCAUCCGGAAAUGACGAGAGUGUACAACAUUUUGAUGAAGAAAACACAGCAAGUGCAUCGAAAGAAUCUGUCAACACUACAGUUUCUUUACCUUGUCCUGAAACGGAUAAUGAAGAAGUCACUUUGAUUGGAUUGGUAACUCUAGAAGAUCUUCUUGAAGAAAUCCUACAGUCGGAAAUAGUUGACGAAAGCGAUUCAGUUUUAGAUAAUGUACAUCGCUCGAAAAGGAGAGUUCAGCAGACUCGAGUUUCUGAAGUGUUCUGUUGUGAAGCGAGAAGCGAGCCAUUAUCCGUAAAUAUGCUCGGAGUUGUAUCACGAUGGUUGGCUGAACGGCAUGUAUUUUUUAGUGAUCAGUAUAUGGAAACUAAUGCACGUGAGAAGAUGAUCCAGAAGAAUAUACGUCAUGUUAUUCUUGUUUCUGGUAAAGAAGAAAGAAGUGUUCAUUUAUACGAUUCUGGAGUAGCAAGCAAACGAUUUAUUCUUAUCCUUGAAGGAAAAGCUACUGUAUCUUUCCCGAAGAACAACAUGUCGUUUGAAGUUGGCCCAUGGACGUGUUUUGGAGAAAUUUUAUUCCAGAGGCUUUCUGCGAGUGUUCGCAGCCGUCAAGAUACCCAAUCAAACUUCCAUUUCACUCCGGAUUUCACUUUAUCGGCUCAACAACCGUGUAGAUUUUUGCAGAUCCCAAUUAUGUCUGUUGUCCAUGCUCUCCGCAUUUCUCGAUUUGUUAAACAACUCAGAGCACCCAAAGCUUCUACGUCUGAUGAGGACGAUCCGGUCCCAGUGCUUCUUGGAGGACGAGGACGUGGAAAAAAUAAGCUCAGUCAUAAUUUUUCUGUCAUUGUGAGAAGUCCAACUGUUCAUGAUGGUAGAGUUCGUUCUGUCAGUAUGGUAGCAGCGACGAUACACGAGCCACCAUCAGACGAUGCGACGUCGCAAUCAAAAUAA
Messenger RNA from Necator americanus (New World hookworm), 2325 nucleotides. RefSeq lists its product as uncharacterized. Bases 1 to 2325 code for a protein of 774 amino acids. Gene Ontology annotation, cellular component: cytoplasm; plasma membrane. The transcript has 24 exons. Gene Ontology annotation, molecular function: transmembrane transporter activity. NCBI's taxonomy places the organism in Eukaryota, Metazoa, Nematoda, Chromadorea, Rhabditida, Ancylostomatidae. The record is from RefSeq and is a predicted model, not a curated record. Gene Ontology annotation, biological process: magnesium ion homeostasis; transport; intracellular manganese ion homeostasis.